AUGGUCCUCACCCACACCACCAACCAUGCCUACUCCCACCCCUUCCCCGCCGUUACCCUCGCCUACUUCCUGCGCUACUCCUCGCCCAAGCUCAACCCCUUCUCGACCCACGUCAUGAGCACCGACACCAUCCACAGCCACAUUGACCCCGACACGGGCAGGUUACACACGACCCGCAUCCACCUCAAAAAGUCCCGUCUGCCCGCCCCCAUCUUCAAGCUGCUGCCCACCUCCAUCACCGGCGGCGGCUCGAGCACCGACAAGGCCAGCUACAUCCUCGAGACGAGCGUCGUCGACAUGCGCGAGGGCUGGAUGCGCACCGAGUCCCGCAACCUCAACUUCAACAACGUCCUCUCCGUCGUCGAGCAGCAAAACUUUAGCCUGCCCGACAAAACCGACCCGGCCGACCCCUCCGCCACCACCAACGUCACGACGACCGUUGUCUACAAGUCGCGCCUCGGCGAGCGCCUGCGUGCGCGCCGCGACCAGUCUGCGACCUCCGCCGCCGCCGCCACCACCGCCGCCGCCGAACCCAAGGAGGGCAAGUGGCUCUCGGGCUGGGUCAGCGGCCUCGGCGCCCGCGGCAUCCAGCGCAGCAUCGAGAACAUUGCCUCGAGCAAGACCGAGGCCCAGAUCGGCAAGAGCCGCGAGGGCAUGCGCGUCGUGCUCGAGCGCCUGCGCCACACGGGCGUGGGCGGCGUGCUCGAGAUGAUGCGCCGCGAGCGCCAGCUGGCGUGA
Messenger RNA from Verticillium dahliae VdLs.17, 738 nucleotides. Its product is annotated as MSF1 domain-containing protein. The coding region runs from base 1 to 738 and encodes 245 amino acids. Gene Ontology annotation, molecular function: phosphatidic acid transfer activity. The transcript has a single exon. The record is from RefSeq and is a predicted model, not a curated record. Lineage: Eukaryota; Fungi; Ascomycota; Sordariomycetes; Glomerellales; Plectosphaerellaceae. Gene Ontology annotation, cellular component: mitochondrial intermembrane space. Gene Ontology annotation, biological process: phospholipid transport.